Messenger RNA from Exophiala aquamarina CBS 119918, 1302 nucleotides. RefSeq lists its product as uncharacterized. The transcript has 3 exons. The coding region runs from base 1 to 1302 and encodes 433 amino acids. Gene Ontology annotation, molecular function: proline dehydrogenase activity; sarcosine oxidase activity; flavin adenine dinucleotide binding. Lineage: Eukaryota; Fungi; Ascomycota; Eurotiomycetes; Chaetothyriales; Herpotrichiellaceae. The record is from RefSeq and is a predicted model, not a curated record.
AUGAAGAAAGAUUGGGACAUCGUCGUGGUCGGUGCCGGGGUUUUUGGCCUGACGACGGCGCUUGAGCUCGCGUUGCAAGGAUACCGCAAUGUCACCGUCCUGGAUCGCCAUGUGCCUCCGGUCCCUGACGGCUCCAGCGUGGACAUCUCACGUGUCAUCCGAUUCGACUACGCCGACGAUCUCUACCUGAAGCUGGCCUACGAGGCAUAUCAGAAAUGGUCCCAGUCACCGAAAUAUAGAGAUAUAUUCAACCCCGCGCCUGUCGUCUUAACCAGCAACCAUAAUCCGGUCGGAAGGUCGUAUAUCCAGAAGACCACCGGCGCUCUAGAUCGAGCGCACCUCCCGUGGGCAAGGUUAGAAUCCGCUGACAACACGCGACGUCUGUACCCAACCAUAAGUGGCUCCCUCGCCGGACCCGAUUUCAUAGGCUACCAUAACCAACAGGCCGGUUGGGCAGACGCCCAAAAAGCUAUCGCCAGCCUCCGCGACGAGUGCAUCGUCCGAGGGGUCUCGUUCGUGUCAGGUCGUGCUGGCACCCUUGUUGGAUUCGAUCGUACCACCUCAGGGACGAUCCGCGCUGCCAGGACUAUUGCUGGCACUGAGGUCUUGGCCGACCUGUUCAUCCUGGCUGCUGGCGCGUGGGCGGCCAGCCUGGCGCCCAUGUAUAACUCGACUCUCUCAACCGGCCAAGUGCUCGCAUACCUCCGUCUGUCGCCGGAGGAGAUGGCCAAGUACCAGCGACUGCCUAUCUACGUCAAUUUCGCUACGGGAUGGUUCAAUUUUCCACCACACCAAGACACGUCGCUGUUGAAGAUGGCCGUGCACGGAUGGGGUUAUGAGCGCUCUCCGAACGAAUCCGAGCGCAAAACCCUCAAGUCUGAUGUGUCGACGCCACCGCUGGCCGUUUCCAAUAGACGCAAGAACUACAUCCCGUCGGACGGGGAACGCCGACUACGUGACGGCCUCAAGGAGCUGCUGCCCGAACUCGCCGACCGACCGUUUGAACGGGUGGCCGUGUGUUGGUACACCGACACACCCACAGGUGACUUUAUCAUGGACUACCACCCGGACUAUCGUAAUCUUUUCCUCGCCGGUGGUGGCAGUGGACAUGCCUUCAAAUUCUUGCCAGUACUGGGCAAGUACACAACCCUUGCGCUCCACAAAAGUCUCGAGCCUGCUCUCGCGAAGAAAUGGCGGUUCCGCACUGAGUACAAGGAUGUGGCCAAUGCGUUCCCAGGCGAUGGAAGUCGCGGAGGGCCGGAAAGACGACAACUCCAUGCAGAUGAGCAUGCAAAGUUGUAG